Molecule: messenger RNA, 1002 nt
Organism: Microthlaspi erraticum
Lineage: Eukaryota; Viridiplantae; Streptophyta; Magnoliopsida; Brassicales; Brassicaceae
Source: the annotation of a GenBank genome assembly
AUGGCGGAAAAGCAAAGAGUCUGUGUUACUGGUUCAGGAGGAUAUAUUGCUUCAUGGCUCGUCAAGUUUCUUCUCUCCCGUGGCUACACUGUCCAUGGAACCGUUCGAGAUCCUUGUGAUGAAAAGAAUGACCAUUUGAAGAAACUGGAUAACGCUGCGAAGAAUCUGAAACUUUUCAAGGCGGAUUUGUUUGAUUACGAAGGUCUUUCUACAGCCAUUUCUGGUUGUUCUGGCGUUUUCCAUAUUGCUUGUCCUGUGCCUUUUGAAGGAGUUCCUCUCACAGAGGAAGAACUUAUUACACCAGCUCUCACUGGCACCAAAAACGUUCUAGAAGCAUGCACAGAAGCUAAAGUGAAGAAAGUUGUUGUUGUGUCAUCAAUUGCUGCAGUUGUUUACGACCCAAAAUGGCCUAAUGUUGCUAAGAACGAAGAUUGCUGGUCAGACACUCAAUUGCUUCACUCCCUUGAGGGUUAUUGGCCUUAUUACUAUCUUGCCAAAACAUUAAUGGAACGUGAAGCUAUAGAGUGGAGCAAGAGAAACCUAGCUGAUGUUGUUACGGUCUGUCCCGGUGUCACAAUAGGCCCUAGGCUUCAGUCCACGCUUAACUCUAGUAGUUUGGGACUUCUCAAGUUUAUAAAAGGCUUUGAAAAGUCCUUGUUGAGUGAUCAACUUUAUCUUGUGGAUGUGCGUGACGUGGCGGAUGCGCUUGUGUUGGUGUAUGAGAAUCAAGAAGCGAAAGGAAGAUACAUUUGCAAUUCUUAUUCACUUCACAAUGAUUCUCUUACGGAGAUACUGAGGAAUAUGUAUCCUAACCGGAACUUCCCUGAAAGUUUCAGGGAGAGGAAAGAGGAGGUGGUGAUGGAAGAGAGGCUUCGUCUAAGUUCAGAGAAGUUGCAGAGUUUGGGAUGGAAGUUUAGGCCGUUAGAAGAAACCAUUGAUGAUUCUGUUGUGAGCUUUGAAGCUUCUGGUGAUCUCCCAAAGCAAAUAGCUUACUCAAUGUGA